Triticum turgidum subsp. durum (durum wheat) is the source of this 1194-nucleotide messenger RNA. The record is from the annotation of a GenBank genome assembly. NCBI's taxonomy places the organism in Eukaryota, Viridiplantae, Streptophyta, Magnoliopsida, Poales, Poaceae.
AUGGAAGCCAGUCACACCACCCCUGAGUCCAUGGCGGCCUGGCUUCCCAUCGCCGCACGCCGCAUCUCGGGCGAUUUACUCCUCGUAUUGCAGACCAACAUACCAGACUACGAGGUCUGGGAAAGAGGCGCCCUUGAGCUGCCAUGCUUCGAGAACGCCACCUCGAUCACCCUCGAACUAGAGGGUCUUGGCCUCACGAUGCCGCCUUCCGGCAUAUUCGCCCGGCUCACCAAUCUCCACCUAGGUUGCAUCCGGCUACGUGGUCCGAGCAUGCUCGGCGAGGCUGUCUCCUCGCCGCGCUGCCCGGCGUUACAGAAACUGACUCUCAGUGGUACCUCGGGUCUGGGCAACUUGACCAUCCACUCGGAAUCUCUCUUGGAAAUGACACUGACGCGCGUGCACGGCUUGCAGCAGCUCAAUGUCACAGCGCCGGCACUCAAACAGUUAGAAGUGCUGUCCUGCUUUACUAAAGGUGGGAUGAUUUUGAUCCUACCGGUUGCAAACAUCUCCGCCCCUCAGCUGGAAUCCCUCAUGUGGUGGGAUGAUUCUGAUCCAAAGUUCACCCAGCUCGGCAAGAUGGAAAAUCUACAGUGCCUGAGCACCUUCCCUUUUACUAUAUAUGAAGAAACUGACCAUGUACGCGAGUUACAGAAUAGCUACUGUACAAGGCUUUUGCGGCGCUUUGAGCUCAUCCACAGUCUCAGAUUCCAACUUGUGAAUGAUCUGGAGGACAUUAUUACUAACCAACAGUACCUGAUGGAAGACAUUACCAGGCUCCCAGACAUUACAUUCAUGUUCCUGGAUAUAACGGGAAACGGGCAUUCCUUUGGACCCAGUUCAUUCCAUCUUCUCAGGAUGUGUACUGGUUUGAGAAAGUUGUCUCUUACAUUUUGUGGCACAACUAUACGCCCGGAGACUCUGUGCCCAUCAGGUUGUGUUUGUGAUCAGCCACCAAGCUGGAAAAGCAAAGAACUCGCGCUGAAUUGCCUCCGAGAAGUAGAAGUCUGUAACUUGAUAGGAACUGAACAUGAAGCUGCUCUUGUAGAACGGUUAUUCGUUUGGGCAACAGUGCUACAAAAGAUGACAGUAACUUUCCAUUGCUCAGUCGCUGAAAGCAAGGCCAAGGAGUUCUGCCAGAUGCUUCAAAGCUUCUCUAGGCCAGAAAUAUCUAUGAAGGGGCAACAUUUUGCCUAA